Molecule: messenger RNA, 1482 nt
Organism: Symbiodinium natans
Lineage: Eukaryota; Dinophyceae; Suessiales; Symbiodiniaceae
Source: the annotation of a GenBank genome assembly
AUGUCGCAAACGAUGAAGUUGCGUCUUGCUUGCCGAGUCAUGCGAGACGGCUCUGCGAAGUGCUGGGGCUAUGGCUUCCAUGGCCAGCUGGGUCAAGGCAGCACAGAGGACAUAGGCGAAGCGCCGAAUCAAAUGGGAAUCAACUUGCCUUCAAUCCAGCUUGGUGAUGUGACGGUCCACCGUAUCAUCACAGGCCUUUAUCACACAUGCGCGCUUGUGCGCCGUGGAGCUCUGUGGGGAGAGUCCUUGACGUGCUGGGGCUUUGGGCAGCAAGGGCAGUUGGGGCACGGACGCCAGGACACCAUCGGUGACGAGGCUGGCGAGAUGGGCUCCAGCUUGCACUGGCUCAAUUUCGCAGGCCUGAAUCCCCAGCAGGUGGUAGCAGGGGCAUAUCACACAUGUGCUUUGCUGAGUGAUGAUACGACCCGUUGCUGGGGCGACGGCAGUAAUGGGCAGCUGGGCACCGGCAGUUCUGAGAAUGUGGGUGAUGAACCGUCAGAAAUGGACGAUUUGCUCCCUGCCCUGCACUUUUCCCAAAAGAUUGGCUCUGGAUUAGAGGGUCUUCGUUUGGUCGGCGGUGGUGGAUACGGCUGGGUUGAGGUCCUGUACAGCGGCUCCUGGGGCCUCAUUUGUGACGAUGGCUGGGACGCGAAAGCGGCUGUGAUGGUCUGUAAGGACCUUGGAAUGGCCGGGGGCCAGACGAGGUUUUUUCAAGGUAACGGCAAAGUUGGCAAAGUCUUCAUAGACAACAUCAACUGCGCAGACGCUCGCCGUAGCAUCCGCGAGUGCACCUUCAGAGGCUGGAGGGUCCAUGACUGCUCUGCCAAGGAAGCAGCAGGUUGGGGCUGCCAAAAAGCAUCCAUCUGCCCCACCUUUUUUCCUUUGUUCAUGUCCGGUGCCCGCAUUGUCCACGUUGCAGGUGUUCAGUGCGACUUGGAUGCAUGGAACGACUACACGGACAACACCGUGCCGGGACCAGCAGGCCGCCAGGAUCACACGACGGUUUGGGAUGCCGAGACGCAGUCGGCGCUCCUCUUCGGUGGCCAUGCGAGCAGCAACUUCCUUUACUUUGGGGAUGUGUGGCGUUUCGACUGGGCCUCACGACUCUGGAGCCAAGUCUCCUCCAAUGGCCCAAUCAGAUCAGGCCAUUCAGCUGUCUGGGAUGCAGCAUCUCAGUCCAUGCUGGUCUUUGCUGGGAGGCACCUGAGCACGAUGUACAACGACCUGUACCAGUUCUUUGUGCAGACUGACUCCUGGCAGUACCUCUCGCCUCCAAGCUCGCCGUUGCCCCGAGCAGACCAUUCGGUGGUCUGGGACGCCAUGAACCGAGCUAUGCUGGUGUUUGCGGGUGAGGGGGCCGGCCACGUACUGGGGGACCUGCACCGGUACAGCCUCACCGCCAACUACUGGAGCGAGUCCUCUGCGAGCCACCCCCGAGCGCGGAGCAGGCAUUUUGGAAUUCUGCCCCAUGAUCGUGUUUAG